UGUAACCUUCCGUGGUGCGCGAUACUCCGGCUUGUCCCUCUUUGUCCGGUGGCGAUAGAAGGCCAUGAUAAUUAUGGCAAAAUUUGCGUUUUUGAAUGAAUUAUAGUUGAAUGGUGGAUCAACAAGCAUACACCGUGUGAGGACUGGUUUCUGGCAAUGACACACCAGAGAGUUUCAAUUUAAAGGACAGCAGAGCAAGCAACGGAGAAAGGGUACAGUUUGCUUCCAAGACAGUCUGCAAGAUGGCUAGCUAUCUUCAGUGGCAUGCUAACGUUAGCUAGCAAGCUAAUGUUAGCAUAGUAAACAACAGUUUUCAAAACAUGAUCAAUUGCUUUAUCUUAUACAUGCUGUGAUAAGUGGAAUUGAGUGCACAUUUUCACAAAUGACUGUAGAAAGGCAAAUCACAGUUUUUGGAUUAAUGUUGCAGUGUUUCCGCUCCUGGGUAAAAGAUCAGCGCUGCUAGCAAAGCCACAUUGAGUAACGUGGCUAGCUGGUUAGCCGAAGGUAGAAACUAGCUCGCAUUAGCUAGCUGGUGGACUUGUUUGCUACACAUCUGUAAGUGAUCAUUCAUAGAGGGAGGUGGAGGUGGUGGUGGGGGGGUGUGUGCUCUGUGACUUGCUUGUACUGGCAGUCAAGCCAGGUAGCAAGCAGCCAGCCUCACUCCGCUAGUAGGGUCUGGUUUGCAACGGGACGAACUUGUGCUAAAUAACGUGAACCAGCUGAGCUUUACCUGACGCUCAUUUGGUGACCAAAUCCCGGCGUGACAGACACCGUGGCGAAAGAUUUGCAGCUGCAAAGGAGUUUGCGGACCUGGGCCGGCGUGUUAAUCUAAUCUACGUGUUAAUAAACUGCUCUGAUCAUAACCAUUUGAACGUGAGUGACAUGACCUGAAGGCAGAUUCCUCCCACUCGGCUCAUAGCCUUCAAGACGUCGUCAUUUUUUAACUUUUUUUUUUUCUUGCACACGAACGGUGAUAUGCCACUUCACCGACAGUCAUAUUAGCUAAUGGCUACCGAAUCGGGGAGACCACAGGCGGGACAAGGAAAACGAAGCAGCAAAGCUUCACAGAUGAAGAGCCCGGAGAAGAAGAAGGCGAGGAAAUCCACCAACCAGGCGGCAGGAUUCUCCCACCUCACGGAGUUUGCCCCCCCUCCUACCCCCAUGGUGGACCACCUGGUCGCCUCCAACCCCUUCGACGAUGACUUUGGGCCUCCAUCCCGACCCAGUGUGGCAGGUGGACCAGGAACUGCUCCAUUUCUUCCCAGCCCAGGUGGAGGAGGAGGAGGAGGUGGGUAUGGUGGUGGUGGCAGAAUGGGCGUAGGCAUGGGUUUCAUGGGAGGCCCAGCAGGACCAGGGGGCGGCCCACCUGGACGGAGGCCGCCGUUUGGACCUCCAUCAAACGCUGGUCCUCACCACCAGCUAGGCUUUGGUGGAAUGCCUGGCUUUGGAGGUGGCGGUGGGGGCGGCAGUGGGGGAGGAGGUGGCGGUGGAUUCCCCCCUGGCGGCCCUUCUCAGUUCAACAUGCCACCAAACUUUAGCCCACCCAUGCUCCCCGGGCAAGGAUUCAAUCCCAUGUUGUCUCCGGGGGCUAUGGGAGGUCCUGGGGGGGGGCCACCCCACCCUAGGUUUGGCAUGCCUCCACAGCAGCAGCACGGACAGGGUGGACACCCAUUCAACAGCCCACCGUUACCUGGUGGUGGAGGUCCCAGAGGGCCCCCACAUGGCCCCCUGCCUCCCAUGGGAGGAGGCAUGGGUCCCGGGAUGAACAUGAUGGGUGGAAUGGGUGGUGGCCCCGGAGGCAACAUGGUGGGUGGGUUACCAGGUAUGCCCCCUCAAGGACAGUUCCCUCCCUCGCAGGAUGGGCCCUACCCUGGCCCCAGUCCGCCAGGGCCAGGCAACGAGGACGUUAAAAACUUUGGUGGAGGAGGGCCUCCUGGGCCGCAGCAGCAGCAGCAGCAGCAGCAGCAGCAACAACAACAACAACAGCAGCAGCAGCAGCAGCAGCAGCAGCAGCAGCAACAGCAGCAGCAGCAACAGCAGCAACAGCAGCAACAGCAACAGCAGCAACAGCAGCAACAACAGCAGCAACAGCUUAGCCUAAAUCCCAACGGCCCCCCUCCUAAUAAUACCACUCCUGGCCCACCUAACUCUGGCCCACCGCAGCCAGGAGGAGGCUUCCCCGGCCACCCUGACGUCCAGCAGCCCAAUUCCAAUACACCUGGUCAGCCUCCCUCAGCACCGCCACAGCCGAACCCCAACUCUUCUCCUACUGGUCCCCUGAAUGGAUCAGGCCAGCCACAGCAUCCACCGCCCAGUCAGCUACAACCCCCCAACAAUACAAACACCCCCAACUCAAACAACUCUACCCAGCAGCAGCAGCAGCAGUCCACCCCGCCUAACUCUGCCCCCGGCUCCACUCCCUACAACCAGCAGAACAACACUCCCGGUGCUGGUGGUCCCAUGCCAAAUGCGCCCCACCAGGGUCAGAACAGCAUGUCCAACAACAACGGAGGCAACACUCCGGGCAGCAACCCCAACCCCUCUAACUCCACCUCCACCCCAAACACCCUCCCCCUGCCCACCGGCCCCGCCGCCCCCUCGACUGGGCCUGGCUCCGGCCCCGGAAAACUCGGCGGCCCCGGGAUGGUCUUCCCUUGUGGCCUCUGCAUGGCGGAGGUGCACGACGAUCAGGACGCCAUCCUGUGCGAGGCCUCGUGCCAACGCUGGUUCCACCGUGACUGCACGGGCCUGACGGAGCCGGCGUACGGGCUGCUGACACGAGAGAGCGCUGCUGUCUGGGCCUGUGACUUCUGCAUCAAGACCAAGGACAUCCAGGCCGUGUUUGUGCGCCAGGGAUUAGGCCAGCUGGUGGCAGCUAACGAGAGCUGAGGAGUCGAUGACAAAAGAGCAGCGUGGAGGUGCAUCACAUUAAGGACAAAUGGAGACAUUCUUUGCUUUGAUCUAACUGAAUGACCUGUGUGUCAUGUCAGAAUCUCGUCCACCUUUCUCUUGACUAGCCCUUUACUUGUUCACUACACAGAGAAACACGCUCAUUGACAUUCAUUGCUUAUAUACAGCACUUUGAGUGACUCUUGGUAAAUGAUUUUUCUUCCUCCACCCCCUAAACGAGACAACAACAUGAUGAAUGUUAAACUACACAGUCCCUCAGACAUCUAGCCUGCCAACCAGCAAAGCACUGACACCAACACACUACCUCACACACUUUGUGACUGACUGGCACGGACGCUCCCAGCAACGACUGACUGAUCGACUCUACACACUCGUGCACCACAUGAGUAUGAUGACAUUUCAAACACACUUACCCACGUUAGGCGGAGAACGCAGUGUUGAAAUAUUCCCCUAGUGUGUAUUGAUACAAUGGCCCAAAUCAACAGCGUAAUUCUCUCUUAUCAUGGCUUUAAAUUCAAACAUACAUGAUGUAUAAAUUCUAAAGAAUGGAGAAAAAAACAUUUGAAAGAGUGCCUGAAAAUUCUAAAAGGGACUUGAUUGUCAUUCAUGAAUUGAUUCACAGCUUUAUUUGCCAUCAGAAAUGCAUCAUUUUAUUAAUACCCUAUCACAUUGUCUUUUUACUUCAUACAAGUGAAAGAACAUCGAGAACUACAUCAGUACAUUGCAGCGUUAAAUCGCAAGUGUUUUGUGAAACAAAUGUAAUUUUUGGGGGGGGGGACCUUUUUUUUUUUUUUUUUUUUUUUUUUUUUUAAUUCUCUGUCAGUUCCUCAACCCACACACAUGCACACAGACACACACUUUGACCACAUACAUCCGUCAUUUGGUACCCAGCGCUGAUUAAUCCAAAGGAGACCCCGGCCGAGUUUUCUUCCACUUCAGAGAGAUAGUUGUAAAUAUUAGGGCAAAACAUUUGUCUGGGACUUCCAUCAGUUGUGAACAUGCUACAGAGUUGACCAAUGAACAAAAUAAUGAGUUAAGCUUAUGUGUCUUGGUUGUAUACAGUAUGAUGUUUUGGUUUUUAUACAGUACAUUUGAGUCAACCAUUUCUUUUUUUUUUUCUCUGCAGUACACAUGAAUUGUGAAGUCAGUGCGUUUGGAUGGUGUUGGCAAAGCAAGUAGUGACAUCAUGUCAUCGGAUGUGCAUAGUCAUUUAAAAAAAUAAAUAUAAAAAAAGAGUCUAGGACGGGGGGGUGCAUGUGAACCAAUGCAGUAACUGUCUGAUCUGUUUAUGUUUAUAUUCUGGCCUCUGCGCUGCUAGAGGCCUUGAAGUAGACCAAAUAACUUAAGAGCGAACAAUACCCAUUUUUCACAUUUCUGUCGCGGUAUAAGGUGUUCAUAGCUAUUCUUCCCUCUGUCUCUCUUUACUUUUCUUUAUUCAAUGUCCAAGUUGCCUUUCUUUUUCUUGCUCUCUCAGCUGUUCCUUUUUAUUUUGUACUGGUAUCCGUGCUGUGCUCUUGCUCUUGCUCUGCUCUGGCGCCUCCUGGUGGAACCUGGAGGGACCAGUGAGUCCCACACCAGGUGGGGAAGGGAAAGGUACUGAACUCUGAAGUAAAAGACAGAAUUUUUUUUGUACUUGUCCAUGUCUGUUUUUAUUCACAUUUUUUUUAUUUGUUUGCUAAUUGUUGUAUUAAAAUGAGGGUUGGAAAACCCGAUGA
Molecule: messenger RNA, 4625 nt
Organism: Anoplopoma fimbria (sablefish)
Lineage: Eukaryota; Metazoa; Chordata; Actinopteri; Perciformes; Anoplopomatidae
Gene: pygo2
Product: pygopus homolog 2 (Drosophila)
Source: RefSeq, a predicted model, not a curated record